AUGGACUGGGACGACUUCCAUCGACGCGCCAAGCGUGUUGUACCACAACAGGAGCUCAAAGCACGCCGGUGCUGGAUUGGUGUGCUCGAUCACCGCAAGUCUACGCAGGAUGACUUCAAGGAAACCGAUUUCUUAUGGAUGAUAGGCCACAAUAAAAUUCCUAUCAAUAAGAUUCAGGAUACUUACGAGAAACGGCAUGAUCUUAUCGGUGUUCGCAUUAGUUACAAAGGCUGUGUCGUCGACCAAAGCGAUAUCGUCAAGUCAUUCUUAGUGCCAGAAGACAGUGUCGUGGUCUUUAAUGCCGUAGACCCGCUCAACGCAACGGUACAACAUCAAACACAAGACCCUCCAUUGCUCAGGGAAGAGCUCAUUCAAGCCGAGAUCCCGCGUCGGCACCAGGAGAUUGAGUCUGGUCACGAUGCUAAGCAAACAGCAAACAACCAUGUCAACCCUGGAACAAUGGGAAGAGAACCACUACGCUAUGGUGCUGAGACAGCCUCCAUUUCCUCUCACGGUGCAUCAGGCCAUUCGGCAACUCAACAUAAUCCCAGCUUUGCUUCGCCGUUGACCUCGAGGCAUACCAGUACUUUGAGUAGCCGCGCACCUGCACUCGACUCAGAUAGGUAUCCGCCGUGGUCUCAAUCACGGUCUCCUGUUCAAUAUUCUGUGCCAAACCGAUCUCAUCCGCUACCAUGGCGCUCUUCUAGUGAACUAAGCACACCGUCAAUUCCAGGGGACAAUUUCCGCCAGGCAAUUCCUCGACCAACCGCUGCUUCAGUUACGGAGGGUGCAGCGCAAGCUGCUCAUCGUGAACCUACUGAUGCGCGUCCUGCGGCACCAUCGAUGUACCCAAUGAACAAUUGUUCCGCCGUCAAGGAGGAGAGACAGUCGCCAAUCCCUUUGCAACAUACGUCCCUUCCUCAAGAUGGCCAUAUGGAGCCGGAAAGCAGUUUUGACCCGGAAAAGAUUUUCAACAGAGAUGCCUCGCCGGAACAAGAUGUCCAAGAAGAGUUGGGCUCCGUUGAUCGAUGCAUUCGCUCAGUCAUUGAGCUACGAGACCCUGACAUCCUUGAGGCUGGCGUUUCCACAUCGCUCAAAGUUCUCGCAAGCCUUAAAGACAAGUUUCUAAAAUACUCUUUAUCUAAUGCGGACGCUGCGGCAUGGGUACAAGCCAUUGAGAAGCUCAUUCCCCAAGCGCAGCGAAAGCGCACUGUGGUCGGCGUAGUGGGCAAUACUGGAGCUGGGAAGAGCAGCGUCAUCAACGCUAUGCUUGACGAAGAGCGGCUCGUACCUACCAAUUGCAUGCGUGCUUGCACUGCGGUGGUUACCGAGAUCUCGUGGAACAGCAGCACCGACCCAGGCUCUAAAUACUGCGCCGAGAUUGAGUUCAUCAGCCAGGCGGACUGGGAGAAGGAACUCACAGUUCUUUUACGCGAGUUCCUUUCUGAGAAUGGUUCUCUCUCGCGCGAGGCGCAGGAUCCCAAUUCUGAUGCCGGUGUUGCAUGGGCAAAGUUCCAUUCCGUCUACCCGUCGGUCGCCAAAGAUGCUUUAGGUGACUGCACCAUUCCUUCGCUCAUGUCCAAGCGAUCCGUUGUCGACGUACUUGGAACUACCAAAAAGAUACGCACGGCUAGACCGCAGUCUUUCUAUCGAGAGCUCCAACGCUACGUGGAUAGUAAAGAGAAAGUCGCCAAGAAGGACAAGAACAAGGAGAAGGUCUCCAAGCCAGCUUUCCAAACUGAGUACUGGCCCUUGAUCAAGGUCGUCAAAAUCUAUACGAAGAGUCAUGCGCUCUCGACUGGUGCAGUCAUUGUGGAUUUGCCGGGUGUUCAUGACAGUAACGCUGCGAGAGCUGCUGUUGCUCAGGGUUAUAUGAAGCAAUGCACUGGUCUUUGGAUCGUUGCUCCUAUCAAUCGAGCUGUGGACGACAAAGCCGCUAAAACCUUGCUUGGAGACUCUUUCAAACGGCAGCUCAAAUACGACGGCGGCUUCUCCAGUGUUACAUUCAUCUGCUCUAAGACAGAUGACAUCUCUAUCACUGAAGCAAUCGACAGUCUCGGGCUCGAAGAGAAUGUUGCAACGUUUGAAGAAGAACAGGAACGCCACGAUGAGCAGAUAAAGCAGAUUCGGAGCAAGAUUCAAGAGUUGAACGAAUCGCGAGAGGUCUAUAAGCUUGCGAUGUCGAGCGCAAGUGAUGACAUUGAGGUGUGGGAAUCACUCCAGGAGCAACUGGACGACGGGAAAUCUGUGUUCGCACCCCAGCCCAAGACUUACAAACGUAAGAAGGCCGUCUCGAACAAGCAGGCACGCAAAAGGAAACAGCUUUUCGAUGACGAUACGGAUGAUGAUUUUGAGGAUUCCGAUUCCGAUGAGUCUAGGAGCGACGAUGAAGUCACAUUCCAGGAAGAGAGGAAGCGGCUAUCCGAGACUGACAUCAAAGAGAAACUGAAGGAGCUAAGGGAAACGAAGAAGAAUGCUAGGCGAGAAGGGAUAGCAAUCAAGCACUCUAUCGACGACCUGAAACCUCAAAUUCGAGAACUGGAAAGAAAGAAGGACGAAAUCAAAGCUGAGAUCAGCCGCAUCUGUAUUGCAGGCCGAAACCAGUACUCCAAAUCGGCUAUUCAGCAGGAUUUCGCUGCCGGCAUCAAGGAAAUCGACCAGGAAAACGCGGCCGAAGAAGACGAAGACAACUUCAACCCCGAUGAGGAGAUGCGCGACUACAGCCAGGUUGCUAGGUCUCUGCCAGUCUUUUGCGUCAGCAGUCGCGCGUACCAGAAAAUGUGCGACCGAAUGCAAAAAGACGAUGAAGUGCCCGGAUUCCUAACACCCGAAGAGACAGAAGUGCCCCAACUCCAGAACCAUUGUAAGAAGCUUACUGAAGGCGGACGCAUCCAAACUAGCCGCGCGUUCUUGACCAGCGUCUGCCAGAUAUUAACCACUUUCAACCUCUGGAUGUCAAACCACGGGGCGGGUUCGAAGAUGACGGACGAGGAAAAGCGCAAGCAGGCCAGCUACCUAGGGCGGCGGCUUACUCAGUUAACGGAGGGAUUAGAGGCAGCCAUUGGUGCUUGCAUCAAAGAGAUGCGAUCUGAGAUGAAGACUCAAAUCUUCGACAAAUGCCCAGAGCUCAUCAACAAGGCCAUUGAAUCUGCACCAGCUACAGCACAUGCUUGGGGUUACAAGGAUCAAGGUGGCCUCGCGUGGGGAUCCUACAAGGCAGUCGUUCGACGCGACGGCGUUUAUCAUUCUUCUGCGGCCGGCCACCGUGACUUCAACUCCGAUCUUGUGGAUCCCAUCAUCAAGCAACUAGCAACGGGUUGGGAGCGAGCCUUCCAGACGCGCCUUCCAAAAGCAUUCGAUGCGUAUAUCGGCAAUUCAGGCACGCUUCUUCACAAGUUUCACGAAGCCAUAGAAGAGCGUGCGAGGACCAGCGGCGUUGGCCUGGCGAAUCUCUCAAUCUUAAAGACACAGGUCUGCAACUACGAGCAGCUGUUUAAGGAUCUUGGGGUUACGCUCAUCACUCAAAUGAACGAACUCCAGCGCGAAGCGAACCGUGACUUCAGCCCUUGUAUCGCAGGCAUCAUGCAUGACGUAUACGAUGUGUGCACAGAAGAGCGUGGCGCUGGAUCUUACAAGCGCAUGAAACAACACAUGGAAGAUCAUGUGGAGCGGGAGCGACACAGAAUGUUCCAUGAAGCCAUCGCCACAGUCAACAAGCACCUUGACGACAUGUGUAAAGCACUACAAGAGUCAAUGGAAACCAAGGUUGAUGAGAUUUUCGUGCAGAUGGAUAGGGACUAUACCCGAGUGCUUGGUGGCGCGGCUGGCUGUCAGCCCCUUAAUCUGCAAUCAAAAGAAGAGAGGGAGCUGAGGUCGGAAAUCAGAGAGAUUUUGGCAGGUAUCGAUGCGCAAUUUGAGCCCAUCGCUCGCGGCGACAUCUUAGCAGAGAAAGAUACAGAAAACAGUACAGCCGAGGGAGAAGAGCAGAUGGACUUUGACGUGGAGGACGACCGCAGCAUCGUUGAUUCCGCACAGGACUCCGUCGAGGAGGACGUUGAUGAGGCAGCUCCGAUGGAGACUGAAUCAUCUAUGUCCAAGAACGGUGGCGACCAUGUCGACCGGCGUGCCCGAGUCGACGACGUGGUAGAUGAGGAGAUGUAG
This is a messenger RNA of Alternaria novae-zelandiae, 4161 nucleotides long. RefSeq lists its product as uncharacterized. The record is from RefSeq and is a predicted model, not a curated record. The transcript has 2 exons. Bases 1 to 4161 code for a protein of 1386 amino acids. Lineage: Eukaryota; Fungi; Ascomycota; Dothideomycetes; Pleosporales; Pleosporaceae.